Impatiens glandulifera is the source of this 1904-nucleotide messenger RNA. RefSeq lists its product as uncharacterized. Lineage: Eukaryota; Viridiplantae; Streptophyta; Magnoliopsida; Ericales; Balsaminaceae. Gene Ontology annotation, cellular component: endoplasmic reticulum; Golgi apparatus. The coding region runs from base 75 to 1766 and encodes 563 amino acids. The record is from RefSeq and is a predicted model, not a curated record. The transcript is spliced from 10 exons.
UCAAAACUUCGACGUUUCUAGUCGAUCAUAGAACAGAGUUUUAGAGAGAGAGAGAGAGAUCAGCGAUUUGAACCAUGGAUGAAAGCUUAGCUGUUAUCGAAGAGAUUCUAAGAGAAGAGAGAGGCGAAAUCGAAUUGGCGGCAGGAUGGAAGGUAGUUUCAUAUCCGAAACGCCAGAAGAAACGAUCAGCGAUGGCGUUUGAGAAUGGAGUUUCUGAGAAUCUGCGAUUUGAUGAACUCUCGGAGGAACAUCGUCUCUUAGUUGAAUCUCAGAAAGCCGCUUUGGAUCACUUCUAUUCAGCCAAAUUUAAAGACGAACCACCGGCUCAAGGUGUUGAUGAUGUUGUUGAUCAAUCUCAAGUUGAUGCGAUUAGAAAUGACGGCGAUGAAACCGACGCGAUUCAGAUUAAGACGAAGAAAACGAAGAAGAAGAUUAAGAAGAAGAGUAUCAGUGUAGCGGAAGCUGCUGCUAAAAUCGAUGAAUCUGAUUUCCUAGCUUUCCUUGCUGAAAUAACCGUUUCGAAUGAAUUUCAGCAGGAUAUUCAGCUACUGCGAUUUGCUGACUAUUUUAGCCGUGCAUUUGCAUCAGUAACUGUUUCUCAGUUUCAAUGGCAGAUGAUUCUGAACGAAUCUCCUGUUUCGAAGAUGGUUGAUAUCCCUCUUGUGCAUAUACCAGAACCGAUAGCGAUAGCUUCAAUGGAUUGGAUUAACUCUAGAUCCGUUGAUGCUCUCGGUUCUUUCGUUUUAUGGUCAGUCGAUCAAAUUCAGGCUGAAUCCGCUACCAAGGAUGAUUCAAAGACAGUUAAUCAUUCUCCUUCCAAAUCUAAGGCUGAGAUGUUUGUUGUUCUAGCAAUGGCAUUGCGUAAGAAACCAGAUGUUUUGACUAGUCUUGUUCCUAAAAUGAAAGAAAAUUCGAAGUUUCUCCUUCAAGAUAGGCUCCCAAUUACAGUAUGGAUGAUUGCUCAGGCUGCUCAAGGUGAUUUAGUUGUCGGUCUCUAUGCGUGGGCAAAUCUUCUUUUACCUAUGAUUAACAAGCCGGGUUUCAAUCCACAAUCCAGAGACAUGAUCUUACAGUUGGUUGAGAGAAUCAUAUCGGCACCUAAAGCUCGCCCGAUUCUUCUGAAUGGAGCUUCAAGGAAAGGUGAACGCUUGGUGUCUGUUAAAUCGCUAGAGAUUCUGAUGAGAUCCACAUUUCCACCUCCAUCAGCUAGAAUCAAGGCAACUGAAAGGCUUACUGGUAUUUACCCAAUCUUGAAAGAAGUGGCUCUUGCUGGCUCCCCUUUGAGCAAAUCGAUGAAGCAAACGAUUCUAGAUUUAUUCGAGAUGGUAAUGAAAUUAGCUGCUGUUGGAGAAGAAGAUCUAUCGAAAGAAGCAAGCGAUAUUUCUGUUUGGUGUUUGGCUCAGAAUCCAAACUGCUACCAGAAAUGGGAUGAUAUUUAUCUAGACAAUGUUAAAGCAAGUGUAAUCGUCCUCAGAAAGCUGGAUGCUGAAUGGAGCCCAGCCUGUUCUAACAAUUUGAAGGCAGUUUUAAUGAGUUUCAGAAACAAGAACAAAGGAGCGAUGGAGAAAGAACAAGGCAAAUCUCUGGAGGAGGCGGAAAGGCAAUGCAAGCUAAUACUGUCCAAAAGAUUUCCAAGGAUUCGCGGGUGUGCUGAGAUUGCGAUGUUCAUUUCGGUUGGUUUAGUUGCGACGGUUGCUGCUGCGGUCGCAUAUGGAGGACCUGAUUCAUGGGAAAUGUUUGGAGGUAUAAAUAGCUUCACUCAAUGAGUUAAUUUUAUACUUACUAUAAACAAUAAUAAUAUCUCAUAAAUUUAAGAAACGGUUUGCUUAAAUUGGAUUAGAAUUGACUAAAGUAUAAUAAGAAUAUUUUGAUUCUUAUUGAAUUAUAUUUUGGAUUAUUUUUCA